Messenger RNA from Suricata suricatta (meerkat), 6032 nucleotides. RefSeq names its product roundabout guidance receptor 1 (gene ROBO1). The coding region runs from base 1 to 4374 and encodes 1457 amino acids. The transcript is spliced from 26 exons. Gene Ontology annotation, molecular function: protein binding; axon guidance receptor activity. Gene Ontology annotation, biological process: Roundabout signaling pathway; cell-cell adhesion; axon midline choice point recognition. Gene Ontology annotation, cellular component: axon; plasma membrane. Lineage: Eukaryota; Metazoa; Chordata; Mammalia; Carnivora; Herpestidae. The record is from RefSeq and is a predicted model, not a curated record.
AUGCCUGAAAAUGUCCUUGCUGUGGAAUUUCCCUUACCCCCCUUGCCUUUCAUAUUUGCUCCUCUUGCACUUUAUAAACAGAAAACAUGCUGUUCAGGCAUCCAGAAUCAUUCUGUGGUGCACCUGCAGAGGUGUAGAAAGCUCCCUGGCAGCAAACACAGGAGUAGUUCCACAGUGCCUUAUAUCAAAGCUGAGAAUGGAGAUAGGCUGAUCAUACUCCGAGAUGACUUCAGACAAAAUCCUUCUGAUGUCAUGGUGGCAGUUGGGGAGCCUGCAGUGAUGGAGUGCCAGCCUCCACGAGGUCAUCCUGAACCCACCAUCUCAUGGAAGAAAGACGGCUCUCCACUGGAUGAUAAAGAUGAACGAAUAACUAUCCGAGGAGGAAAGCUCAUGAUCACUUAUACCCGCAAAAGUGAUGCUGGCAAAUACGUUUGUGUUGGUACCAACAUGGUUGGGGAACGGGAGAGUGAAGUAGCAGAGCUAACUGUUUUGGAGAGACCAUCGUUCGUAAAGAGACCCAGUAACUUGGCGGUAACUGUGGAUGACAGUGCAGAAUUUAAAUGUGAGGCCCGAGGUGACCCCGUGCCUACGGUCCGAUGGAGGAAAGACGAUGGAGAACUGCCCAAAUCCAGAUAUGAAAUCAGAGAUGAUCAUACCUUGAAAAUUCGGAAGGUGAUGGCUGGUGACAUGGGGUCAUAUACUUGUGUUGCAGAAAACAUGGUUGGAAAAGCGGAAGCAUCAGCUACUCUGACUGUCCAAGUGAUUGCAGACCGGCCUCCCCCGGUCAUCCGACAGGGUCCUGUGAAUCAGACUGUAGCCGUGGAUGGUACUUUAGUGCUCAGCUGUGUGGCCACAGGCAGUCCAGUGCCCACGAUUCUGUGGAGAAAGGAUGGAGUCCUUGUUUCAACUCAAGAUUCUCGAAUCAAACAGCUGGAGACAGGAGGGCUGCAGAUCCGAUACGCCAAGCUGGGUGAUACAGGUCGGUACACCUGCAUUGCAUCAACCCCCAGUGGCGAAGCAACAUGGAGUGCUUACAUUGAAGUCCAAGAAUUUGGAGUUCCAGUUCAGCCUCCGAGGCCUACCGACCCAAAUCUAAUCCCUAGUGCCCCCUCGAAACCUGAAGUUACAGAUGUCAGCAGAAACACAGUAACCUUGUCAUGGCAACCAAAUUUGAAUUCAGGUGCAACUCCAACCUCUUACAUUAUAGAAGCCUUCAGCCAUGCAUCUGGUAGCAGCUGGCAGACCGUAGCAGAGAAUGUGAAAACAGAAACAUUUGCCAUUAAAGGACUAAAACCUAAUGCAAUUUACCUUUUCCUUGUGAGAGCAGCAAAUGCGUAUGGAAUUAGUGAUCCAAGCCAGAUAUCAGAUCCAGUGAAAACACAAGAUGUGCCGCCAACAAGUCAGGGAGUAGACCACAAGCAGGUCCAGAGAGAACUGGGAAAUGUCGUCCUGCACCUGCACAACCCCACCAUCCUCUCUUCCUCUUCAAUCGAAGUGCACUGGACGGCGGACCAACAAUCUCAGUAUAUUCAAGGAUAUAAAAUUCUUUAUCGGCCAUCUGGAGCCAACCAUGGCGAAUCAGAGUGGUUAGUUUUUGAAGUGAGGACUCCAACCAAAAAUAGUGUGGUUAUCCCGGAUCUCAAAAAGGGAGUCAACUAUGAAAUUAAGGCUCGUCCUUUUUUUAACGAAUUUCAAGGAGCAGAUAGUGAAAUUAAAUUUGCAAAAACCUUAGAAGAAGCACCCAGUGCCCCACCCCAAAGUGUAACUGUGUCAAAGAAUGAUGGAAAUGGAACUGCAAUUCUUGUCAGUUGGCAGGCGCCUCCAGAAGACACUCAGAACGGGAUGGUCCAAGAGUAUAAGGUUUGGUGUCUGGGCAAUGAAACUCGGUAUCAUAUAAACAAAACAGUAGACGGCUCCACGUUUUCUGUGGUCAUUCCUUCCCUGGUUCCUGGGAUCCGGUACAGCGUGGAGGUGGCGGCCAGCACUGCGGCGGGCGCUGGGGUGAAGAGUGAGCCGCAGUUCAUCCAGUUAGAUUCUCAUGGAAACCCUGUGUCGCCUGAAGACCAGGUCAGCCUUGCUCAGCAGAUCUCCGAUGUGGUGAAGCAGCCGGCGUUCAUCGCCGGGAUCGGGGCAGCCUGCUGGAUCGUCCUCAUGGUCUUCAGCAUCUGGCUGUACCGGCACCGCAAGAAAAGAAGCGGCCUGACCAGCACUUACGCGGGGAUCCGAAAAGUCCCGUCUUUUACCUUCACACCAACAGUAACUUAUCAGAGAGGAGGUGAAGCUGUGAGCAGUGGAGGGAGGCCAGGACUUCUGAACAUCGGUGAACCCGCCGCACAGCCAUGGCUGGCCGACACAUGGCCUAAUACUGGCAACAGUCACAAUGACUGCGCCAUCACGUGCUGCACUGCAGCCAAUGGUAACAGUGAUAGCAACCUGACCACCUACAGUCGCCCAGCUGAUUGUAUAGCAAAUUAUAACAACCAACUGGAUAACAAACAAACAAAUCUGAUGCUCCCUGAGUCAACUGUUUAUGGUGAUGUGGACCUUAGUAACAAAAUCAAUGAGAUGAAAACCUUCAAUAGCCCAAAUCUGAAGGACGGGCGUUUUGUCAAUCCAUCAGGGCAGCCCACUCCUUACGCCACCACCCAGCUCAUCCAGUCAAACCUCAGCAACAACAUGAACAACGGCAGCGGGGACUCCAGCGAGAAGCACUGGAAACCACCCGGGCAGCAGAAACAGGAAGUGGCGCCAAUUCAGUAUAACAUCAUGGAGCAAAACAAACUGAACAAAGAUUAUCGAGCCAAUGACACAAUUCCUCCAACUAUCCCAUACAAUCAGUCAUACGACCAGAAUACAGGAGGAUCUUACAACAGUUCAGACCGGGGCAGUAGUACAUCUGGGAGUCAAGGGCACAAGAAAGGGGCACGGACACCCAAGGUCGCAAAACAGGGAGGCAUGAAUUGGGCAGACCUGCUUCCUCCUCCCCCUGCACACCCUCCUCCUCACAGCAACAGCGAAGAGUACAGUGUUUCUGUAGAUGAAAGCUAUGACCAAGAGAUGCCGUGUCCCGUGCCUCCAGCCAGGAUGUAUUUGCAACAGGACGAACUGGAAGAGGAGGAAGAUGAACGAGGCCCCACCCCCCCUGUACGGGGCGCAGCUUCUUCGCCAGCUGCUGUGUCUUACAGCCAUCAGUCCACGGCCACGCUGACCCCGUCGCCACAAGAAGAACUGCAGCCCAUGUUACAGGAUUGCCCGGAGGAGAUGGGCCACGUGCAACACCAGCCCGAUAGGAGACGGCAGCCUGUGAGCCCUCCUCCACCGCCACGACCGAUUUCCCCACCACACACCUAUGGCUACAUUUCGGGACCUCUUGUCUCAGAUAUGGAUACGGACGCGCCGGAAGAGGAAGAAGAUGAAGCAGACAUGGAAGUGGCCAAGAUGCAGACCAGACGGCUUUUGUUACGUGGGCUUGAGCAGACCCCGGCGUCCAGUGUGGGGGACCUUGAGAGCUCUGUCACGGGGUCCAUGAUCAACGGCUGGGGCUCCGCCUCCGAGGAGGACAACAUUUCCAGUGGACGCUCCAGUGUCAGUUCUUCCGACGGCUCCUUCUUCACCGACGCUGAUUUUGCCCAGGCGGUGGCGGCGGCAGCAGAGUAUGCCGGGCUCAAAGUGGCACGUCGUCAAAUGCAGGAUGCCGCUGGCCGCCGACAUUUUCAUGCGUCCCAGUGCCCAAGACCCACAAGUCCUGUUUCCACAGACAGCAACAUGAGUGCUGCUGUAAUGCAAAAGGCCAGGCCAGCCAAGAAGCAAAAACACCAGCCAGGACAUCUGCGCAGAGAAGCCUACACAGAUGAUCUUCCACCUCCUCCAGUGCCACCACCUGCUAUAAAGUCACCCACUGUCCAGUCCAAGGCACAGCUGGAGGUACGGCCUGUAAUGGUGCCCAAACUACCUUCUAUAGAAGGAAGAACAGAAAGAUCAUCAGAGCGGAAAGUAGGCAGCUACAAAGGGAGAGAAGUAAUGGAUGGACGACAAGCUGCAGAUAUGAGAACAAAUCCAAGUGAUACCAGAGAAGCACAGGAACAGCAAAACGAUGGGAAAGGACGAGGAAACAAGGCAGCAAAACGCGACGUCCCACCAGCAAAGACUCACCUCAUUCAAGAGGAUAUUCUACCUUACUGUAGACCUACUUUUCCAACAUCAAAUAAUCCCAGAGAUCCUAGUUCUUCAAGCUCAAUGUCAUCAAGAGGAUCAGGAAGCAGACAAAGAGAACAAGCAAAUGUAGGUCGAAGAAAUAUUGCAGAAAUGCAGGUUCUUGGAGGAUAUGAAAGAGGAGAAGAUAAUAAUGAAGAAUUAGAGGAAACUGAAAGCUGAAGACAGCCAGAGGCGUGUGCGAUCCAACGUGAAAACUAUCACUCAAGAUGCCUCUUGUCCGAUGACACAUGAUGCCAGAUACAAUGUUCAGUGCAAUCAGAGUGUAAAAAUUGUCAUUUUUAUUCCUCUUAUUGGAAUACCAUUUUUAAAAAUUUUAUCGGAGUUUUAUUGUUGUCGUUUGAUCCUUAUCCCUAUGAAGAACUUCCCUAUUCCCCUCGCUGUCGGAACCAACCUUUAUACUUUACAUCUAGCAAGGGAAGUGUUUGACUUCUUGCUUCAGUUAUCAGCCAGCAAGAGAGAACAAAACCGUUCUUUUGUAUUUUUCCCCUGAGAUAUGGCAUUGCACUGCUUAUACACCAAGACAAUUUACAGCAAAGUAUUGAUCAAAGAUACAGAAUUGAUUAAUCAACCUCAUGGCAAGGGCUCUCAAGAUAUAAUCUUUCUAUAACCAACUGCUACUGCAAGUUAAAACAUAUUUCAUUUUAACAUGAUUUUAAAGUCAGUCUUUCAUACCACCCUCUGCUGGGAGAAAACAAAGUAUAAUAAAUGCAGAAUACCCACAAGUCAAUUUGAAUGGGGAUAGAAACAUUGUAAAUAUAUACUCUUGCAAUCCCUGGUGGUACUUUAUUUUGUCUUCAUUUCAAUCAUUGAAGUAUAUUCUUCCUGGAAAUACACUUUUGGACACGUCCAGAUAAGCCAGUUAGAUCUCUGGCUAUCUAGUCAUUGUCAUAAGUAAGCCUAGCAAAAAACCUUGUUCUAUUUUUCAAUCAAAUGCAAUUAUAAAUGCAUAUUACAAACAAAUGGAUGUUUUUAAUGACCAAUUGAAUAAGGACAUCCCUAUCUUAACUGGCCUAAAUUUCUUCUGAUAGUGUCAGUUCAACUUUCAGAAGUGCCACUUAAGGAAGUUUGAUUUUUGUUUUUGUAAUGCACUGUUUUUAAUCUUUUUUUUUUUUUUUGGUUUUAAAAGCACAAUCACUAAACUUUAUUUGUAAACCAUUGUAACUAUUAACCUUUUUUGUCUUAUUGAAAAAAGUGUUGAGAAGCGUUUUUAACCUGUUUUGUUAAUGCUCUAUGUUUGUAUUUGGAAUAUUCGAAUGAUGACAGGUGGUGAAGUAACGUGCAUACUUUAUUGUGGGCCAUGAACCCAAUGGUUCUUACUUUUCCUCGACUUAAAGAAAAAAGGUUUAAGUUUGUUGUGGCCAAUGUUAAAAAAACUUAUAAGAUUUUCUUAUAAGCUUUAGGAGAGGCAUUACUUGCUUUGAAUUGCCAAAUGAUGCCCUCUGACUGUAGAUUUUUAUGAUCCUUUUUUUCGUUAUAUGGAUUUCAUUGACUUAAUAAUUGGUGCUAUUUGAAGAAAAAAUGUACAUUUAUUCACACACAGGUAUCAGGCCUGACCCCACUGGUAAACAAAGCCAAACAAAACUGAACCACACGGAAAAAGCUGGUGUUCACCCAAAACUAAAAGUGUUCACUUAGAUAAUUUGAAAGUUACAUAGAAAGGGUGUGCAGUACUAAGGGAACAAUCCAUGUGAUUAAUGUUUUCAUUAUGUUCAUGUAAGAAACCUCUUAUUUUUAGCCAUAAUUUUGCAUACUGAAAACCAAUAAUCAGAAAAGUAAUUUUGUCACAUUAUUUAUUAAAAAUGUUCUCAAAUACAUCA